CUUCCCGGUUUGGUAGAAAAUUGCUCUCAAGGCAAAAAAUAAAAAUAAAAAUGUCUGGUUUUUGUGGCUCCAACGAUUCUGUGGAAUCGUCGCCGGUAGAGAAAGAUUCCGGCGAUUCUAUAAGAAUCCCUCUGGGUUAUCGAUUCUAUCCCACAGACGAAGAGCUCAUAAAUCACUUCUUAAGGAGAAAGAUUGAGGAUCCUAGCUUCUUCACAACAGACAUAGAAGUGGUAGAUUUGAACAGUUCGGAAUCCGGUGUUCAUGUGGGUGAGAGAAAACGAUUUUUCUUCUGCCGGAGAGAUAUGAUUAUGAAGUACGCCACGGGGCAGAUACAAGGAUUCUGGGAAUCCACCGGAGAAGACAGAGAGAUUUUCAAGGGGAAAGCCCUAAUUGGGAUGAAGGAAACUAUGAUUUUUUACAGAGGGAGAGCACCCAGCGCUGAAAGGACAAACUGGGUAAUGCAUGAAUACAGAUUGGAGGACGACAAUCUUCCUCAAAACGCUAAGAAUGAAUGGGUGAUCCGUGAAUUCUUUCUGGAAAAUAAAACAUAUAUUCCUCCUUACGUCCUACAAACUCUUGCCUGGGCCUCAAAAUCAAUUCUGGACCAUGAUGAAGGUGAAGUUGGGAAACAUAAUGUAAACUGCUGCUGCUGCUGCAGAAGAUCUAGUCUUAAAAGGAAGGACAACAAUAAUGAGUAUGUUGGAGGAGUGAUGAGGCAGCUCAAGCCAAAACUAACAACAAUGGAAGAGAAUAGCAUAGUGUUUAGAGUCAGAUUCAACAAUGAUACUGUGAGGCUCCAGCCUCGUUUUGCGACUAUGGAUUUCUUGAAGGCAGCAAUCCUAAAUAGAUUCAAGACGUUGGAAUCUGUCAAAUUUUAUAUCCAGUACAAAGAUGGAGAGGGAUAUAUGAUCACUUUAGCUAUUGAUGAGGAUUUGCAUUAUUGCUUGGAAUUUUUCAAGUCCACAGGAUCACCAGUCACAUUGUCUCUUGCUGAUGUUUUACUUGAACCUUAG
Messenger RNA from Ipomoea nil (Japanese morning glory), 1013 nucleotides. RefSeq names its product NAC domain-containing protein 37-like. Gene Ontology annotation, biological process: regulation of DNA-templated transcription. NCBI's taxonomy places the organism in Eukaryota, Viridiplantae, Streptophyta, Magnoliopsida, Solanales, Convolvulaceae. Gene Ontology annotation, molecular function: protein binding; DNA binding. The record is from RefSeq and is a predicted model, not a curated record. Bases 51 to 1013 code for a protein of 320 amino acids. The transcript has 2 exons.